Molecule: messenger RNA, 867 nt
Organism: Saccharomycopsis crataegensis
Lineage: Eukaryota; Fungi; Ascomycota; Saccharomycetes; Ascoideales; Saccharomycopsidaceae
Gene: CUZ1
Product: Cuz1p
Exons: 1
Coding region: 1-867 (288 amino acids)
Cellular component (GO): cytoplasm
Molecular function (GO): zinc ion binding
Source: RefSeq, a predicted model, not a curated record
AUGACUGACUCGGAAGGUAUGAUGAACAUUGGCAAACACUGCCAGCAUUGUCGACAAUUGGAUUUCCUACCGUUUGUGUGCUCUGAAUGUGGAGGGACUUUCUGUGGAGAUCACAGAGUUCCAGGGAUCCAUCGUUGCUCCAGUCCGUCGUCAAAAGAUUCAUCUGCCACAAUACCAACUUCAGAGACAACCAGCACCACGCCAGGACUCACAGCAAAACAACUUUUCGCACAAGCUAAAGAACCAAAACGUUAUGAGACCGAUCGCCGACUUGGAACUGGAACCCCAGGGACCCUUGGGGAAAUGUUACGUUCGACUCAAGGGCAAAGCAUGGGAGGACUUAAGGCGUUGGAAAAAGUCCGCAAGUUUGUGUUCCAGCAACGUAAAUCUCUGUCAAAAGAAUCAUCAUCAUCAUUCAAAUCUUUUUUCAAGAGCUCACCAAGCCAACGAAUCGUGAAUGUUUCCAAACUCAAAUCGGUGGCGAAAGGUGACCCUAAGACCCCGAUGAGUGAAAGAGUAUACGUGUGGCUUAUUUUGGUGCCGGAUGAUAGUGAUUUUGGUGAGUUUUUUGAGAAAAAACAACAUUUGCAAGCAGAUUUCCGCAAACCAUUCUACGUUUCCCGAAGUUGGCCGGUGGGGAGGGCACUUGACAGUGCCACCCAGAUUUACAAGAUUAAGAACCAGAAUAAUAAAGCGGUUGACAAGAGCCAGAAGUUGUCAAUCUUCAGGUUGGCCCGUAGUGCUGAACAGAAAUCGACAAACAAUAAUGAUGAUGAAUUGGUCCAUCCUGUGGCUGCCAAUGGCAGGGUCAAUAAGGAAUUCCAGGAUGGAGAUACGUUGUACUUGAUUAGGGGAGCUGAUUUAUGA